Messenger RNA from Physcomitrium patens, 840 nucleotides. RefSeq names its product ribulose bisphosphate carboxylase small subunit, chloroplastic. Lineage: Eukaryota; Viridiplantae; Streptophyta; Bryopsida; Funariales; Funariaceae. The record is from RefSeq and is a predicted model, not a curated record.
CACUCCAACUGAGCUUCCUCAGGUCUUUCAAGCAGCUCGACUGUUGAGCAUCGCACGGGUUGAGAUCUGUGAGUGAGUGGGAGCGUGUGCUACAUCUGUUUGCAAUGGCUUCCGUCGUCGCUGCCUCCAGCGCAGUGGCACCUGCGGCUGCCUUCGUCGCAGCAUCGUCGUCGGGAGUGUCGACCUCGGAGGCGACGUCGGUGAAGGCGUUCUCCGGGCUGAAGAGCACCACCCUGUUCUCCGGCAACGCGCGGAAACUGAGCUCCGUACAGAACGGAAGCCGGGUCCAGUGCAUGCAGGUGUGGAACCCCAUCGGCAUGACCAAGUUCGAGACGUUCUCGUACCUGCCCCCAUUGUCGGACGACGCCAUCGCAAAGCAGGUGGAGUACAUGAUCCAGCAGAAGCUGAUCCCGUGCCUCGAGUUCGACGUGAACUCGAACGGUGUGUCCCGCGUCAACAACUCGUCCCCAGGGUACUACGACGGGCGGUACUGGACGAUGUGGAAACUGCCGAUGUUCGGAUGCCAGGACUCGGCGCAGGUGCUGCGUGAAAUCGAGGAGUGCAAGAAGACGUUUCCCGGGUGCUACGUGCGCGUGUUGGGCUUUGACAACGUGAAGCAGGUGCAGAUCUGCGGGUUUUUGGUGGCGAGGCCCAACUAGGCGCAGCUAGAGCCAACUCAAGAAUUUGUCGAAACUACUGGAGAUGUUAAUGAUAGUGAUAAGGUAGAUACUUGUUGGAAGGCAUAUGCUAGGAAGUUAUAUGUGCCCUCCCACCCACUGCGUUUUAUUUUUUGGGGGCAAUUCCUGAAUGAGAAUACGAGCAGAUUUGACGUUAUUGCAA